AUGGAUAGUAAAAAACCUUAUUUCAAACCUAACAUAUUUUCCGACUCUUCAUCUGAUAGUAUAGAUGCGUUUUUAAAAAAGUAUAACAGAGCAGCUUCUAUUAAUGGCUGGUCUGAACAAGAAAAAUUGCAAUACAUACCUGCAUUUUUAGAGGGCCCAGCACUAACUUUUUACGAAAACAUCGAAAAUCAAAAUUUAAAUAAAUGGGCUGACUUAGAAAAACAACUUCGAAAUGAAUUCGAACACAUUGCUCAUAAAGACAUGCUUCGCUUAUUACUCGAUAAAAGAAAGCAAUUAGAUGAUGAACUCCCUAUGGCAUUUAUUAAUGAAAUUGAAUCACUUUGUAGACGUAUUGAUUCUGAAAUGGCUCAACAAGAAAUAACCAGAUAUAUAAUGAAGGGUCUUAAACCAAAUAUUGCCAGAUAUAUUGGAAUAUUAGAUAAUUCAACAUUAAAAUUGUUAAAAGACAAUAUAAGAAAAUACGAAAUGGUAGAAUUUAUGAACUUAAAAAAAUCAAUGCAAAAAUUACACGAUUUCAAAAUUGCUAUCCCUACAAUUGCAUCAGGCAUAGACAAAUACAGAAUUUCACAUUCAACAUUCGACAUAAUCGUAAUGAAGUUCACACAUCUACUCAUUCUUUUGCAAUUACACAUGGCACAUGGUUUUAUUGCAUAUGACUGUAAUGGACCAAAAAUCAAUAUAACAUCGUUUAAUAGCCUCUCUGUGGAACCAUGCGAACCACCAUCAGAAAUCAACACCCAAUUAAUUCAAAGAAUUCAACUCCUACAAAAAACAGAUACCUAUCUAAUACCCUAUAAAACAUGCUCAACAAUAACAAACUACUUUAUAAGUAGAUGUUCACUUUUAGAAGAUGCUCAAAUGGUUGAUAAUGGAAACUUCACAGAAAUAAUUGAAUUAGGUAGUGCUCGGUGCUCUGAAAUACACCAAAAACUAUCAUACCACCUACCAAACGGAGGGAUAAUUACACAAUUAAAAAUUAACGAAACAACAUUAUCAUCCGUCACAUUGGCCGGUUUUGUAGACAGACAUGGAAACUGCAAAGGCACUACAUUUUCAUCUGAGAAAGGUACAUGGCAAGAAGCUAUAGUUCAAGCUAACUAUAAAAUAACUCUCACCGAAGGAUUGGCCGUGGUAAACCACAAACAAAACACAUUAACCCUCCCAACCGGUUCAACUUUAAAAUUAUCCAACCAAUACGGUUUGGAUAAUUAUAAAGGGGAGGUAGUAUGGGACGCAAAUACUUAUGAUUGUGAAACCCACGAAUUCACCAUUCUAUAUGACGGACAUGCAACAUUAAUAACUUCGACAUCAGUAAUAACUUUAUACACAGAUCUAAUCCAAAAACAAUGUGAAUUAGAACGAAAAGUACUACUACACAGACCAACAUUAGCCACAUAUAGCCUAUCUGAAUUCGCAUACUCUAUGGGCGAAGGUCCGGGAUAUACUGCAUUAAAGGCUGGAGAAAUCAUAUACCUACUGAAAUGUAAACCAGUAGAAGUCGAAAUCUCACAAAAAAAUACAAUUUGUUAUGACGAAUUACCAGUUAUUUACAAUAAUCAAUCAUAUUUCAUGGCGCCUAAAACAAGAACUUUACAAAAAUUUGGAACAGAAUUAGAUUGCAAUCAUAUAUUACCAUCUGCAUUUUUACUUGAUGGAGAAUGGUAUACCACAUCACAAAAUAUUAGAGAAAUAAAAAGACCACAAACUCUUAAACCUUCUACAAAAUGGACAUGGACAUACAAAAUAUAUUUUGUAGUUAAACCAAAAAAAAAAAAGAAAAUGAAGAAGAAUAAUAUUCAGCAAAACAUUUUUGUGAAAUUAGAUGCCAAUGAUGGACUCAAAAUAGAUAAUGUAAUUGAAACUACUACUACUGAGUCUGUUAUUGAUUCAAAAACUUUUGAUAUUUUAAAACAACCAGAAAACAAGGAUAUUAAGAAUAAUAAUCAUAAAUUUGAAAAUGAAGAAAAAAAGAGAAUUAUUCUAAAACCGGGAGAGUUAUUACAGCAAUCAGAAGAGACCCAAAAAACGUUAAUUCAACACGAACCCGUUAUUGAAAAUACAGCUUCAAAGUUGCACAGUUAUUUAGAAAAUUUACCCUAUGCUGAAGGACAGUGGAGUGUUAAAAACCCAACUGGAAAAAAAGUGUAUUCUAAAUUAUUUUUAAUACAACUUGGUAGUGAAGCCAUCUGUCAAAAGAAACCUGAUGUAUUAAGUAACUGGACUAAUUUAACAACAUUUCCUAGUGCACCACACAUAAGUUGCUUAGGUGGGAUGGUACGUAAUUUACCAAAAUUUCAAAGUGCUAGAACAACUAGAUUUAUGCCUUCCUAUUUUGAACCGGGUAAUAGUCAAUGUGGUAGUGAUAUGCCUAUUAUGAAACCAGGUGCCAAACUCAAUAGUAGUCAAGGAAAAACAGUAAAACCCAGCACUAUUCAUGUAUCUCUUUCCUUAAGAGAAGAAAUUAAAUUAAAUCAGUCUGGAAAUGCUUGGGUUCCAACAGCUGCUAAAAAAGCCACCAAGUCUGAAGUACUUAAAAUAAAAAAUGAAGAAGAACAAAAGAAUGAUGAAGUAAACAAAAGUGUUUUAUCAAUUUUGAAUAAAAUAACUCCUGAUAACAUGGCUUCAUUAACUGAGAAUUUUAAAGCAUUGCCAAUUAACACUAUUGAACGUCUGGAGAAAACUAUUGAUUUAGUUUUUGAAAAGGCAAUAGAAGAACAAAGUUUUGCUCCUCUUUAUUCAUUUUUAUGUUCAGCUAUGCAAUCGGUACAAGUUAGUUCUAAGUAUGGUAAAACUGUAACUUUUAAGAAGUUAAUAAUAAGUAAAUGCCAAAGCCUAUUUGAAUUAUAUAAGGACCAAGAAAUGGAUUUUGUUAAAAAACUCACUGAAAUCAAUUCGUGCAAUAAUCCAAAAAAGAAAAAAGAACUUCAAUUCGAAUUUGAAGAAAAUGAAAGAAGAAUGCGCAAACGUUCUGUAGGAAAUUGCAGAUUUAUAGGUGAAUUAUUUAAACAAAAAAUACUUUCCCCAAAUAUUAUGUUGUAUUGCAUCGAGAAUUUAGUCACUAAACAUGUUGAAGAACCACUUGAGUGUUUAUGUAAUUUAUUAAAGACUGUUGGAAAAGAAUUGGAACAAUCGUAUAGUUUAAAUGAUACUUUUGAUAAACUGAAAGAUUUAACAUCCAGAAACAUGAAAUCUAAGAUUCCAUCUAGAAUAAAAUUCAUGAUACAGGAUAUCAUUGAUUUACGUAGAAAUAAAUGGAUACCCAGGCGUAUCGAAAGCAAACCCAAAAUGAUAAACGACAUAGAAAAUGAUGUCAAAAGUAAAGCAAUUGAACUACAAUCUAUAUCACUAGCUCAUAAUAGACCUGAACAACAAGAUGACCAUCGUGGUGAUGACAAAUUCAGGGGAGGCAAAAACAAAAGUCACCGUGGAUAUAAGAAUGAGCAGAAUAUUGUUCAAAAUAAUACUAGGUAUAAGCAACACAAUUACACUAUUGACCCUUCUAAACUACAAUGUUUCAAGGAAAACACAUCUGGAACAACCUUAGGCCCAUUUAAGCGGUCAUUUACCAAGGGCAAAGACAUGACACUUACUAGCAGUAACCCAACUGCAGUAAUUAUUAAUGAUAACAAAUCAAAAAAUUCUCCACAAAUUAUCUUAAAUAAAAACACAUCAAGAAAGCUAGUUAUAUCUGAAACUGAAGAAAGACAAAGAAUGAUGUCUGGCCUAGCGAGUAUGAUGACUCAAUUUGCUCAACCCACUCCUUCAAAAAAUUCUUCUGGUUUACAACAGCCCAGAGAGACUGUUGAAGAACCAGUGUCAGAUUUAUUGAGCAUAGAAAUGGCUAAUAAAAUUAAUAUGAAAUGUAAAAACAUCCUUCUUGAAUAUGAACAAAUGCAAAAUUUAGAAGAUAUAAUUUAUUUAUUAUUGGAAGAUGAAACUUCGGUGAUCUGCACAAGGCAUGAAGAGUUUGUGAAAUCAAUGUCACUUACGACCUUAGAUAGUAAUCCAAUUACUAGAACAACAGUGGCAGGAAAAAUUUUUGCAGAACUUUUAUCUAAAAAAAUUAUUUCUGUGGAGGCCAUAACUCGAGGAAUUGAUGCUGUUCUUAAAGAUUGGAAUGAUUAUUUGAUAGAUUACCCUCAAUUUUUCUCGUAUAUUGCUGCCAUCGUUGCUCCAUUAUUAUUAUCACGAAAUGCUUCCUUCGAUUUUAACAAUUUAAAAGACUCUUGUACAUCAAUACGACCAGACCACUCUGGUAAAUUUUUCACAGAAGUAUUAAAUAAAAUUCUUAGUUCUAUGAAAACGCAGACCAUUAAAGAACAUCUAGGUGGUAUACUGUGGAUUUACAAUAAGUGGAAGACAUCAGAAUAUGUUCCUCUAGAUGUAUUUAUGCCUAAUAACCAAAUAAAUAAAUAUUUUGAAAAUAAUAGAAUUGGAGUAUUCUUUUUAUCUAUUGCUAUGUAUGAUAAAAUGAAGAUGACUGAUAGUAAACAACUUUAUAAUGUAAUGCGUAGUUGGAUAAGUACUUGUUUUAGUGCAGAAAUAAUAAAAUACCCUCAGUUUGUGCGAGCACUAACUAUAGCUAUUAUCAUCGUAGGUUCAAAACCGAAUCAUUCAUUCGAGGAUGUCUUUGAUCAUGUUCAUAUGAAACUGUUGAAAUAUUAUAUUCGGUUUGAACUACUUCCAGACCCUGAAAUCCAGGCAAAAGAAGUACAAUGUCUGUACGGCAUUCAAAUUAUAUCUGCUGCACUUGAACAUCCUGGAGGUACGUUAUCAAGACUGUUCUAUAAGUUCUAUCAAGAUAAUAUUAUAAGUAAAAAAUCAUUCGAAUUAUGGAAAAAAGAAGACAAAUUCAAAGAUGGAUUCAAUGAAGACUUAGAAACAAAACCUAUGGCUCUAGUAGUUUCAAAUUCAUUUUUCCUACUUGAAGCAAACUAUUCUGAUGAGGAAAAAACACCUGAGUAG
Myzus persicae (green peach aphid) is the source of this 4986-nucleotide messenger RNA. RefSeq names its product eukaryotic translation initiation factor 4 gamma 3-like. The record is from RefSeq and is a predicted model, not a curated record. NCBI's taxonomy places the organism in Eukaryota, Metazoa, Arthropoda, Insecta, Hemiptera, Aphididae. Gene Ontology annotation, molecular function: protein binding; mRNA binding; translation initiation factor activity. Gene Ontology annotation, cellular component: eukaryotic translation initiation factor 4F complex.